Messenger RNA from Calliphora vicina (urban bluebottle blowfly), 1332 nucleotides. Its product is annotated as gamma-interferon-inducible lysosomal thiol reductase. The transcript has 3 exons. The coding region runs from base 132 to 893 and encodes 253 amino acids. Gene Ontology annotation, molecular function: oxidoreductase activity, acting on a sulfur group of donors, disulfide as acceptor. The record is from RefSeq and is a predicted model, not a curated record. NCBI's taxonomy places the organism in Eukaryota, Metazoa, Arthropoda, Insecta, Diptera, Calliphoridae.
UGUUGUUGUACAGUAGUAAAACUAAUUUACAUUACAAAAACAAUAAAAAGAAAAACAUGAAAAUUCCCUUAACACAACAAAAACAACUUUAAUUAAAUAAACUAAAAAUAAAAACAAGUAAAGUUAUACAAAUGGUUUCGGCUACACGUAAACGCAUUCUCCUUCUAUUGAUUGUCAUUGUACUGACAUUUCUGCUAAUACGCUUCCUGUUGUACAAUGGAACAUUAUUGGCCGUAAGUAUGCAGUAUCCACAGGCACAGGUGGUACAAAAUAAACAACACAAAACUAGCCACGAAACACAAAGCUAUAGGAGGGCGCCAGGGGCUCCGGUAAUCGUUGCGGUUUUCUAUGAAGCCUUGUGUCCGGAUAGUAAACACUUUAUAAUGAAACAAUUAUUGCCAGCAUAUAAAGAGGCGGCUCCGCUAAUGGAUGUGCAGCUAAUACCCUACGGCAAGGCUACAACUUACACCAAUCCCGAUGGCAGUUACCGUUUUGAUUGUCAACAUGGACACUUGGAGUGUGAGGCAAAUACCUAUCAUGCUUGUGUCACUGAGGUUGUACAAGAUGCGCUGGCGCGUCUUGAAGUUGUGGCCUGCAUGAUACGUGAUAAUCAUUUGCCCAAAGAAGCUUUUCAUAAGUGUGCCAAACAGCAUAAUAUCGAAAAUAUUGAUCUCAUACAAAAGUGUUAUGAUAGUUCCAAUGGCAGUGAACUGCUGAAAUUGAAUGGCGACGUUACUCAUGCCUUAAGACCCAGCAUUACAUUUAUACCCACUAUAACCUUGGACGGUUCCCAAGGACGCCAGGCAACUAUUUUGAAAAAUCUCUUAGCCGAGAUCUGCAAAAUAGCUGGGGACAAUGAAAAGGCCGAAGAAAUUUGUAGUAAACAUAUCUGAAUGUGAAUUUCCAAAAACAAAUUCCAUUUCUUUUUAUACAUUUUAAUUUGGAUGCGUUUUACUUUUCAACAUUGUUAAGUUUUUUUUUUCUAAUAUAAAAAGCAUUUAUUUUUUGUAGUGCAUAAAUUUUAUCAACGCAACAAAAUUAAACCUAUGACACCCUGCCACAUCUUGGAAACGUGAAAAACUGAAACAAAUCCAAAGAUAUUAAAUUUUUUUCUAAUUUUAAUCUAAAGAACAAAACAAAAAAUAUUUCUGGUCAUCUUUAAUGCUAAACUUUAUUUUAAUAGUCUUCGCAAAUGAAUAACAAAUAACUAAUUAAAAUAGUCAUGCUACAUACUAAUAGAUUGUGAAGAAAGUUAUUUUUUAAUAUAAAAUAAGUUAAAAUUAUUUUUCAAUAUUAUAUUUUAAUAAAAUGACAAACAAUUAUUUGCAAAAA